GCAGCACCAUGGCGGUCAGAAAGAAGAAGCGCCUUACGAAAGGCGGUAAAAAGGGAGCCAAGAAGAAAGUGGUUGACCCAUUUUCUAAGAAAGAUUGGUAUGAUGUGAAAGCACCAGCUAUGUUCAAUGUAAGAAAUAUUGGGAAAACACUAGUCACGAGAACUCAAGGAACCAAAAUCACAUCUGAUGGCCUUAAGGGUUGUGUGUUUGAAGUGAGCCUUGAUGAUCUGCAGAAUGAUGAAGUUGCAUUUAGAAAAUUCAAGCUUAUUACUGAGGAUGUUCAGGGCAAAAACUGCCUGACUAAUUUCCAUGGCAUGGACCUUGCCCGUGACAAAAUGUGCUCCAUGGUCAAAAAAAUGGCAGACCAUGACUGAAGCUCACGUUGAUGUCAAGACUACCCAUGGUUAUUUGCUUCGUCUCUUCUGUGUGGGUUUUACUAAAAAACACAAUAAUCAGAUUUGGAAGACCUCUUAGGCCCAGCACCAGCAGGUCCGCCAGAUCCACAAGAAGGUGAUGGAAAUCAUGACCCGAGAGGUGGAGACAAAUGACUUGAAAGAAGUGGUCAAUAAAUUGAUUCUAGACAGCAUUGGAAAAGACAUAGAAAAGGCCUGCCAAUCUAUUUAUCCACUCCAUGAUGUCUUUGUUAGAAAAGUAAA
Molecule: messenger RNA, 656 nt
Organism: Lagenorhynchus albirostris (white-beaked dolphin)
Lineage: Eukaryota; Metazoa; Chordata; Mammalia; Artiodactyla; Delphinidae
Product: small ribosomal subunit protein eS1-like
Exons: 1
Coding region: 9-374 (121 amino acids)
Biological process (GO): translation
Cellular component (GO): ribosome; cytosol
Molecular function (GO): structural constituent of ribosome
Source: RefSeq, a predicted model, not a curated record